Messenger RNA from Plasmodium inui San Antonio 1, 1773 nucleotides. RefSeq lists its product as hypothetical. The record is from RefSeq and is a predicted model, not a curated record. Bases 1 to 1773 code for a protein of 590 amino acids. NCBI's taxonomy places the organism in Eukaryota, Apicomplexa, Aconoidasida, Haemosporida, Plasmodiidae. The transcript is spliced from 8 exons.
AUGAACUCUCUAAAGAAAAAGAAGCAAGACAUCCUUUGGGGCAAAAAAUGGAGAAACCUUAUACAGCAAAAGGCAAUUAAAGAAGAAAUGAACAAGCAGCUGAAGGCCUCUCUGGAGAAGCAAAAACAGGAGGAGGAGGAAAAGGAGUGCACCUUCAAGCCACAGACCCUGUGGAAUCAGAGCUUUAAGAAAACAAUUUCCUUCGUGGACGAGUUUUUCGUCAAGUUGAAGCCGUACAUAGAGCAGCAACAAGCCUACCUAAACCAGCUGAAGGAGCUCGAGCGAGACGACGAAAUAUUCGCGCAAAAAAUUAAGGCAAGCGAAGAGGACACACGCACAAAUACGAACGAAGAACUGCGAACCAUGUUGGCGAAAGCAGUGGACAAAGAAAUAAUGGAAUCAAUCAUCGAAGGAUACAAAGGAGUGCGCACCAGAGGAAUCAACAAAGUGAAAAGAGAAAGACUAGACAUCCUGUCCAAAAUGAUAAAACUAGAGAGAGCAUACAACUGUUUCAUGGCAAAAGAAAAUGUCGAUAAAAAAGAUUUAGGGGAGUGUGGAUUCGAUUGUGACUUGGCAGCAAAGUUAAGAAAUGAAAUUCUGAAAAAUUCCCUGUCCCCGAAUUCGUUGAGAGAUUUUGCUCGAAUCAGAUUGGAGAUUAAUCAAGUGCUGGAAGAGGAGCUUCACAAAAGGGAGAACGAAAAGGAGAGUUUGGCCUACUCUCCUAAGGGAGGUAACAAUGAAUUGUCGCGGGGUGAAGAGGAUUACACGAGUCGAUACGCCGCCUUUGUUAACAGCUCGAAGGAGACUUCCCAGGACAGUCUCACGUGCGCGAGUAACAACAGAAUGGCGGAAGAUGGAAUUAUCCCCAUGAGGGAGUCGUACGAACGGAACUACCAGGGGAACGCGCACACGGGAGGAAAAUCGACUACGUUGCACGAGGGGAAUCUGCAGGCAUGUGUCGAGGAAGGCUGCCAAGUGGUGGCGCCCACCAGGAAUGUAGCGAAUGGCGGUUCUGCCUUCUAUGAGGAUGGACAAAUGGACGAGCCCCGGAUAAGAGGCCACGAACGGCAUGGAGCGACGUAUGAAUCCACCCCCCCAAUGGAAAAAAAUAACUACACAAUGAGUAGUUUAGCCGCUCAGAAAAAGAGAAACAAAAAUGUUUACCUCAAUAGUAACUACACCGCAAUUUUAAAAAACGAAGACGCACACAAGUACGUCUCCUCACUGCAAAAAGAUCUCAGUUCAGUUAAUGUGAUCAUCAUGAAUAAUAAUGCCGCGAAGAGCGUCAUCAGUGGGGGAGGUUCUACCAAUCAGAGCGGUAGAGGAAGCUUUGCCAACUCGCCCCUGAAGAGUCUCGCCUACUAUGGGAGGGAGAAGCCAACCUAUAUAGAUCCAAACAAUAUGAACAAGUCAGGAAAUUUUGACCCAUGGAGUAGCACCCAUGGCAGGGAUGGGAUGGAUGGCAGAAAGGCCCAACACCUGUGGGGAAGCCCCGAAAGGAAGAACACUAGGUAUGUGGACAAGAACACAUACGCCAUGAGGAGUGGCAACAACUUUUACGACGUCGAUGGGAUGAAAAAUAAGAACGAGCAAAUGGUCCACCAAAUGAACCCUUUUUUCCGAAACAAUAUGGUCCAUGCUGCGCAGCAGCAUGUCGUUCCGGUUGCAGUUAGGGGGGGGGAUGAGGACUGCCCUCGGCACUUCUACCCCACUGUGGGGGUGACUCUCGCAGUCAGGGGGGACACCCCGACAGCCCCCUACUUCGAAAGAUAA